AUGCUAGUUUCGUGGACAAAAAAAGGAUCGGAUGAAAUGUGUCCAUGGGGACCGUCCCUAGCAGAGUAUAUUAGCUCGACUGAAACAGAAGAUUCAUUUGGUGCUUUCAAGAUAUUAUCGAAAGGAAGUCGUGAUGAUUUAAAAAAUGAAUGUUGUUUCCAUGUUGAACGUUUGCUUGAAGAAAUCGAUCGACGAUUUCCACCAUCUGAAUUACAUCAAUGUUUAUCUUUUUUGUUUGAUCCUAUGAUGAUUGAAGAAAAUAGACCUUUUCUUAAUGAUGCUACAUAUGGUCGUCAUGAACUACAAUAUCUUCGUCAAAAGUAUGAAAGUUUACCUGAAUUUGAUUCGAAAAAUGUUCAGAUGGAAUGGGAAUCAUUCAAACCAUUAAUUAUUAAUUUUAUCGAGAUUAAAUCAAGUAAUGAUUCACCUGCAAUAUUCUGGAAAAAGUUUACUGAACUAAAACAAACAACAAAUCAACAUUUCUCUGAACAAUUCAAGAAUAUUUUAAUUUUGCUCGAUGUUUAUUUAAUUUCACCUUUAAACUCCGCAGAAUGUGAACGAGGUUAUAGUGCAGCAAACCGAAUACAGACUAUAGCCCGUUCCAGAAUAACAAAUGAAACUCUUGAUUGUCUCUUAACUGUACGGCUUCUUUUAGGUGAUGAUAUUCGAAGUGCACGUUGUCAUCGGAUCAUUGAAGAAGCAUUCAAGUCUUGGAAUGAUCCUGAAUCUAAUCGUCGAUUGAAGAGAGUACAAUUACUAAUUGAUGUUCCUGAUGAUUAUGAACCAGGUCGACAAAUUCGAUCCAAUAUUAUGAAACGAAAGCGAUUAGAUUGUACAAACACUUAUUCUUCAAGUUCAAACAGACCAAAGAAACCAAAAGCUAAUUCUAUCAAGUGCGCUAAUCGAUGUGGUAAAGUAGUUUCAUCGGAUGAUCCAAUGCAAAUAAAUGCUAUCUUAUGUUGUCAUCAGCAUGAAGAAUACACCUGGAUAGAUGAAGAAGAUUCCUGCUGUAGGUGGUUAUGUAAUUUUUGCCGAAUUAAAUUGGCUAUUCCAACAGAAACAAAGGCUUGGUUUUGUGAUGAUCAUCGUGAUAUGCACGAAGAAGCAGAUGAAACUGUUGAUGAAAUGGAUCAUUUCAAAGAUUGA
This is a messenger RNA of Rotaria sp. Silwood1, 1146 nucleotides long. The record is from the annotation of a GenBank genome assembly. Lineage: Eukaryota; Metazoa; Rotifera; Eurotatoria; Philodinida; Philodinidae.